Molecule: messenger RNA, 924 nt
Organism: Chara braunii
Lineage: Eukaryota; Viridiplantae; Streptophyta; Charophyceae; Charales; Characeae
Source: the annotation of a GenBank genome assembly
GCAAUCGACCGGUCGGGGGAACGGGCAUCCAUUGGAAGUCCGUGAACGUCAACAGGUCGAGCUCUUCAAGUCUUGACCAUGACGUCGAAUCCCCAACGAUAGAUGGCAGCGAAGCUGCCGAAUCGGUUGUCGAUGGUGGUGAAACCGUGCAUGCGGUGGAUUGUUACACGUGGAGUGGUUGGCCCAACGGUGGGACCGAGUGGACAGCGUAAUCCUCUUCACAGCGCACUGCUGUUGCCACGUGGCACUUCGUUUAAUAAUGAACUCCAACGAAAUAGGGAGGAGGAGGAGGAGAAAGGAGGAGGAGGAGGAGGUGGAGGAGGAGGAGAGAAGAAGACGAAGGGAGGAGGAGGAGGAGGAGGAGGAGGAGGAGAGAAGAAGUCGAAAGGAGGUGGAGGAGGAGGACGAGGAGGACAAGGACGGGAGAAGAAGAUGAAAGGAGGAGGAGGAGGAGGAGGAGGAGGAGGAGGAGGAGGAGGAGAAGAGGAAGAGGAGGAAAGGAGGAGGAGAAGAAGAAGAAGAAGACGAAAGGAGGUGGAGGCGGAGGAGAGGAAGAAAAAGAAGAAGAAGAGGAAGGAAGGAGGUGGAGGCGGAUACACCACGACGGGACAGGACCUUGACGGGCGUCGACGAUGGGGAGGGCUGCUCGACGGGGCAGGUCAACGGGGAGUGAUGACGCGCGGGCUUCAAGACGGCAGCAACGACGACAACGACCGACGACGGGGCACCUCGAUGACGACGACGGGGCACAGCUCGAUGGCGACGAUGGGGCAGCUCUACGAGGAGCGACGACUGGCGAGCUUGGAGACGGCAGCAAUGGUGGGCUUCGGAAAUGCAGCGAUGCAGCGAAGCGGGGAAUACUGCGUUCGAAUUCGAAAGCGGCGUCGUAGGUAACCAGGGGGCGAAUCAAGGCUACGGUGGCAG